This is a messenger RNA of Paramuricea clavata, 3110 nucleotides long. Lineage: Eukaryota; Metazoa; Cnidaria; Anthozoa; Malacalcyonacea; Plexauridae. The record is from the annotation of a GenBank genome assembly.
AGCAUAGGAUUAGGGAGGCUCAGAAUCGGCAAUGGCAAAGGAAUCUUAGAAAUUCUCUUUGAGAAAAUUCUUGAAAAUUUUAGUCAAUGGUUGAAAAUUUCCUCAGAUUAAGGAAUAACUGAAGUAAGAGUGGCCAAUAUUUUAUUACCACAAGUGGAAACAUCGUCACGAAAUCCUGACCAUUCUGUGUCCUGACCAUGCAAAUUCUUAAUUGGUUGCACUUGAUUGCAAAAGUUUGUGGCCGAGCCAUUUAGAGACUAGCAGAUAAUAUUUUAUAAGCUAGACAUUCAACACGAUAUGCAAAAUUCUCAUAAUUUAGAAGAAUCGUUACGAGAGACAGCUUGCUUGGGGGAUGUUGACAAGGUUGGGGUGCUUGUCGGUGCCGGCGUCGAUGUAAAUUCCCAAAAUGGAGUGAACGGUUGGACUGCACUACACUGGGCAGCUAAAAGGAGCCACAAGCAUGUUGUUUCAUUUUUGUUGCAAAGCGGAGCUAACCCGACUAUCAGGUCACACAAGAAUGAACUUGCAGCCAAUGUCACGCAAAGCGAAGAGAUCAAGCGACUUUUGUCGGGGGAAGGAAGUGAACAUGUGAAAGAUAAUGGUGGUGCUGAUCAGUUAUCAGCAGCUUGUCCAGGUAAACAAUGAUGGGGUCAGAAUAUUGAGUCUCUAUAACCUGAUGAACUAACCCAUUAAGCGCCAGCACUCGAGAUCCCCUUGACGAUUGCAAGUAAAAUCGUCUGGUGUUAGACAGAGUAAAAUAAUAAAGUAGGGCACAAUGCAACUCAAUGGGUUAACUAGACACAUGGACAGAUAGGCUAGUUAACCUAUUAAGUGCCAGUGCUCUCCCCUUGACAAGUAAAAUUGUCUGGCGUUAGACUGAGUAAAAUAACAAAGUAGGGCGCAUCUGGGCACAUUGCCAAUUAAAGAGUUAAUCAUUAAAGAGUUAAUCAAGUCUAACUCACAGGUGUUUUUUGCAUGCGAUGUCAAUAUAAACUUGGAAUCCGGUUUUGUAAUCUCUUAAUAAAACCCUAACCUGCAAUAUGAAUCCCCAUGAGUUUGUAGAAUAUAGGAUAGAGUUGUUGUGCUUGAAAACACAUGCAAAAGUAGAGAGAGGAGGUGUGGGAGGGGGGGGGGGUGACCAUUGGUCAUAGUUAGGGGUGCAACCUUCAACCAAGUGCGUAAUCACUAGAGGGAGGUAUGGACAACAAUCUUCUAGGGAACUGGCAAUUUUGGUACGAUAAUAUUUGCUUUUCAAAUAAAAAAUGGAUUUGAUAAAGAAAUUGACAUAUCCCUCGUAACCCCUUUGCCACAGAGCACUGCACCCCACCCCCCACCCCCCCUCGGCCAGCAACUCCAUCUCUGGAUUUGUUGUUGGUAAUUGUCUCCAGUUUUCUCAAGGUUCUUCUGGGCCAGUUGUUCAAAGCAGGAUUAGUUUCAUAACCAGUCGUUUUUGUUUGUGUAUUUCUGUACAUCUGUUUACUUCAAUUUUACAAAAUAAAAUGUCAACUGAUCCAGACAAGAUUUUUGGAAAAAUAUUUUCAAGUUUAUAAACAAGGUGUAAAUUGGGAAGAUUCUUUGACAUUUUUCAUUAAACUAGGAUUUUAAAGCUAACCGGCUUUUGAACGUACAACUUGUCUCAGAGCCUCAGUGGCUUCAAUGGUGAAAGGUGAAACUAAUACUGCAAUUAAGUCUACUAGCUUGUAUCAUUUAGCCACAUGUGGGGUUAAGUUCAAAUGUCUUACAAUGUGAGUGCUCAGGAGAUCAAACUCACCUACCAUAAACCUCCAAAUAUAAGCCCCCCCCCCCGUGUAUAAGCCAAACCACAUGUAGUAAGUGAACGCCACCGCCUCACCUCAUUCCAAAUUUUAGCCCCCCCUGAAUAUGAGCCCACCUGAAUAUAAACCCACUUGUUUAUCACUAUUGUUUACCACUAUUAAUCACUAUAAUUAUUGUUUAUCACUAUUACACUAACACAAAAGAUCGUCCAUGUAUAAGCCCCCCUCCCGUAUAUAAGCCCCCCUUGUAUAAGCCCAUCAAAAAUCGCUUACGAAAGAGUAUAAGCCCAGGGCUUAUAGUCUGAGGUUUAGGGUAUAUGCUUUAUUCAUACAGUACUCUAAUACAUUUUCACUCAUCUUACUACUGCUUACAAUACAGCACAAUUAAGUUAAUACCGACGAUAUAUGUUGUGGUGUGAGUUGACUUGUAGGAACUCUAAGGGCAAUUAUAACCACACCUAUGUGCUGAGUGUCGGAUUAACCACAUGGCAGAAGCAGCAUAUAUCACACCGGCGCUUUUAAACCAACUAAUCAAACAUAUUUGCUUUUCACACACUAUACUAAUUUUAGUUCAAAUUAUUGAUGUAUAUUUCAUUUUUUUGUAAAUUAUACACAUGCGGCUUUUUAACGCAUGGAAUACAAAGGGUAUUUUUUAAUUGUUCUGAAUUCAGUUUUUUAAAUGCCAUUGGGUGGGGGUGGGGGAGGUAAAGGGGCCCAUGCUCAUAAUAUGCCAUAGACCCCACAGAACGUUAAUACGGCCCUGACCUCGUGUACAUGUAAUCAACAUUCAUUAAAUUAUUUAUUUAUUAUUUAUCACUAGAUGCAGCUUGGCAUUCCAACUCGAAUCAGACACCUCAUGAGGCCAGCUCAGGUGCAGGAUUUGUUCCUAAUUAUCUAAUGAACCCAGAAUUCCCAUAUUUGGAAAGUGCCACAGAAUUUGCAGUUAGACAUGGUAUUCAGAAUACUGGCCAUGUAAAGCAGAAUGAUGGUUUGGCAAAUUCUGGUCAGGGUGUCAAAAAUAACGAGUCCCACUUUGCUGACAAUAUCCAAAUUGCAGCCUCAGGUGAGCGAGCAUGUUCUACACCUUCUACAGACGAUUCUGUGUUGGUGCUAAAGUGUCGUCUUGUAGAAUCGGAAGAGACAGAUUUUAUCGAAGUUGAACUCGAUCACAAGUGCUUAAACUUUGAGGCUUUAGUUGAGAAAUGCACGAGUGAACUAAAUAUCGACAGAGCGAGAUUGAAAAAGAUUAGGAAAUUGCCAAACACUAUCAUUAGAAAUGAUCGAGAUGUCAAACGGCUAGUUCAAUAUCAAGAAAUAGAAAUAGUUAUUAAUUAA